This is a messenger RNA of Pleurotus ostreatus (oyster mushroom), 3012 nucleotides long. RefSeq lists its product as uncharacterized. Bases 1 to 3012 code for a protein of 1003 amino acids. NCBI's taxonomy places the organism in Eukaryota, Fungi, Basidiomycota, Agaricomycetes, Agaricales, Pleurotaceae. The record is from RefSeq and is a predicted model, not a curated record. The transcript has 3 exons.
AUGGAAUGUUGCGAUGCUGCCGCCCAGCCAUACGAUGUAUUAACAACCCCGGUGGCAAAGCAACAACUUUGGGACGCUGGUUUUGACGCGUUUACACGCAGGUCCGCCUUCGCGCCAAUUCGCACGCAACGUACCAAUGUGCGGGGCAAGUUGAACGUUGGCAAAUGUGCAGAAACCUUGCGUGUGGACAGCAGCUCAUCGAACGAGACGACGCGCGCUGUGGACGCGUUCGACGAGCCCCCGCGGUUGGAGAGACUAGCGUCCAAUGGUCGGACGGUUCUUACCGAUGCAGUCAGCAACCGGGAAGAGGCGACUACAUCCCCCACGACGGACCGUGACGACCUAUCUAGUGACACUCGAGCCUUGGACGCUUUACUUGGAUUUCUCUCUAAUUCCACAACAGCUCAGCAACCCGGCGCUCGACAUCCUACCUUGAACACGCUGAGGUCCCUGUACGUUUCCGUGAAACACCGUAAUCAGCUCCAGCAGCUAUCCGCGUCACAGCUGGGCGACCUUGCUGCUCUAUUCGGCUCACUCUCCAUCUCUAUACCGCGCCAUUCACAUUGUACAUAUAUACAUCCACUUGUAGCAUACUAUACCACGGAUCAUACUACCGACACUAGAACACGGACUUACUGGCCGUUCGUCCAGCAAAUCUUACAAGAUAAAAUGCGGCUCGAGCAUACACUGGCGAAUAGAGAUCGCUUUUGGAUAAUGCGGGCGAGUCUUGCUAAUUUGAAAAGCGGUCGAGGGGAAAGCAUGGAUACACAGGAGGUGGAGCGAGUGGUCAAGCAGGCUCGCAACCAAUACCUUAGGAUUCGAAACGACUCGCCUAUGGCCGAAGUUCAUCUACCUUUCCUGAGAGCAUUACUUUUUCUCAGGACUUCGCCGGCCAUUGAUGAAUUCAUACGCACGCUUUCACACAUUCUUUCGCGUUACACGCAGGACCCUCGGUUGUUGAACUUCGUGUGGUCGACUCUCACUCGAGAACUCAGUAAUCCCUCUUCUACUCAAAAGGAACGGAUCCUCGAAGCUCUGUUGGGAGGAUUUCACCGAACUUCUUCGACUUCGACGCAGCAUGCUUCUCGCGGUCUUGGUUUUACCGUGGCCACUUCGUUAUUGCCUUCCCUUUUCCAGGGACCUCCCGCUCCUGCCGUGGCUUCAUGGGUUGUACGCCAAAUUCGUUCCGCUUUGGGGGCAGCGUUGCCAUUGGACCAAAGAUGGCAUAAUUUAGUUGUACUCGCGAAGCUCUCGUCAAGAACACCCCCGCUUGAUACACCCAACGCGCCGAAUGAAACGACGAUACAAUGGGACGUUAUCACUUUCUUCAAAUAUCUAGAGCAAGGAAUAGAGCUAAAGUUGUCCUACCGACUAUCGACGGGGGCGGAUUCAAGCAUUCGCGAUCUCGUUCGGUCCUUCUGGACGGCUUGGAAGAAGGCAAAUCAUAACGAUCGUCCAAUCGACAUCACCCGUGCUAUCGUCGCAACAUUUUUUCGUUUGUCGACAGCGCUAGGAGACAGUCGCCUCAAAGAUGCGUGUCAUCGCUUUUGUAGCAACGAAGAUCUCUACAAAGCAGAUUUUCCCGGUGCUGCUUCGUCCUUCUCAGCCAGCCGCCUCAUCACAGAGUUCGCUAUGGCUUCCCUCGCUUCCAACCCGCAUUGCUGGUCAACCAUUAUAGCUCUAAUGGAGUACCGCACUCAAGAGUCAAGCUGGAAGGUCGAUCUCCUCUCAGCUGUGGUCGACUGCGCCAUACAGGACCAAGUAGCCUUGCCAACCGGUCUACAAGAAACUGCAUACUCACUCCUGGCGGACCCAUCCUGGCCCCUUGAACAACGUCGUCGGCUUCUGGACACUGCCCUCACUAUUUUCUACCUCUCUGGCACCGAGAAAUUCGCACGAGAUCAAGGGAGGAUCAUCGCCGAAGGUAUGCUCACAGUAUACGCUGCCAAUCAACCUUCUGUCAAGUCGAGAGAUGCCAUUCUGCGUGUCCUACGCCUAUUGAUUUCGUCCGAGAACACAUCAAUGGCCUUAGCUAUUGUCAGGGCCAUUCACAAGCAGUCGCCGAGGUUCUUCUGGAACGCACAGAUAUCUCAACUUGUGCAGGCUCUAAUUUACCACAGACAAUAUCGCUCGGCAGCUUCGAUUACGGCCACGUUGGGUCGUGCAUCCUCCGUCCGUCAGACGGUCUCCUUGAACAUGGCACGAGAGGGUGCGACUUCACUCUCACGACAGGUAUUUGCGUCAUAUACCGCUGGACGCCGUCUUACUGCAAGAGAAUCUAUGCUUCGCACCCUCAAAUUCCGGCCCCGUCACGCCGGUCGACUCCCCAUCCUCAGUGUUGUACCCAAAGCUUCCCGUGCCUUGCACGACCCCGAGCUUGUCAAAGAUUCGAUCUUUGCACUUGUGCACGCAAACCGCAUACUCGCUGCCAGAAAGUUAUUUCAACACACGGCCGGUAAGGUUGACAUUCAAGUCCGGACUGUUCUCGGCAACAUGAUCCUCCACGGUAUGGUUCACCGCCAGAAUAUUCGCAACGGCCGGCUUGUCCGCACUGUAUUGCGUACCGCCGAGUUGCUGGCUAGUCGGGACGGUUUUGUGAGAGAUAGGGUCACUAUCAACAUCCUGCUCAAAGCUGUCUUACGAUGGAGGUCGUUCGUGGAUGUUCAAAAGGUUAAGGCGCUCUUCGACCACAUGAUUCGCGGAGGGUACCCUGCUGCACUCAAAUUUCGUCCCAGAGGCGUCCCUUUCUCUACACCUCCAACCACCGUGACAACGCUAUCACUGCCGCCUUUACCUGCCCACAUUUCCUUCGUGAAACAUGUUCGGCCAAUGUACAAGAUGUUCAUUAAGGCCUUUCAUCUGCGGGGCGAUAGGCGUGCCGCUGCUGUGGUAGUUGGGAUUUUGAAGGCCGAAGAAGCAAAAGAGAGGGCCAGAAAGGAGGAGUUGAAUAGGAUCAUGGCGUUCGGGAAGUUGAAGGGCCAAGAGGCGGAGGUGAAGAAAACUCGCCGGUGA